GGUUGGUAAUAUAGAAAUCUAUUGUGUAACCCCGGUCGGUAGAAUCGAAAUUUAUUAUUAAAAACUGAGUUAAUGUGUUAGUGAGAAUUAAAGAGAAAAAAAGAAAAAGAAAAAAAAAGUUGUAAAUACUUUCUAAUUGGAUUGGUUCGCAAAUUUGUUAUCUCUUUAUUAUUUUUAACGAGCCAAUCAUUUUUCAUCAUUGUAAAUUAAUAGACCAAUAGAAUGUGACCUUUGCGUUGGAUUAAUAACACCUGGAUUUAUUCAAAAUUCAAAAUAUUUUAUAUUUAUCUCAGAAUAUAUUGAUUCUCGUUAUCAAUGUGACAAUUCGAUCGAUCCUUUAUAGAUUAUUUUUUUCCUUUUGUUAGUUAAUACUUAAAAUUAAUACCUCGGGAAUAUUCUAACGAAGUGUACACGUACAAACUGCGAAUAAAACAGCUGAUUUACUAUGUAUUGGUUAAUAGUAUUCUUCCUGUAUUUGUGAGUGUAUAUGGAAAAAAAAAUUAUUACGUAUUUAAUCAAUUAUUGGUAUGAAGAAAUCGAUAAUAUGAUAACUUUACAAUAUUUUACGGUUUCACGGUUAUAAUGUAUAAAUGAAGAUGUGCUGAAACCAAAUAUUUUUUUUUUUUUUCUUUUUAAAUAAUUACGAAUAAACAGUUUCAUGAAUCACAGAUAAGGAUAUAUCUGAAAUAUUAUUGACCUUUAUUUUAAACAUACGUAAAGUGUUUUUAUUCGAUAAUCGUGUAAUAUUGAUAAAAUAAAAGUUUCAAGUUAUUGUCAAUUGAAAUAUAUCAGAUGUUAAAACACUUUCGUUUUUAUUUCUUUUCAUUAUGAUACUACACUCAAAGCUUUUUUAUAAUGCAAGACGAAGAUCUGAAAUAAUAUUAUCUAGAUUAUUUUUAACUGAUCAAGUUAAUGCUUAUAAGCAUACUUUUCAACAAAAAGACAAAAUAUAUGCGAAUGAAAAAGAAUCUAAAAAUUACUUUAAUAUAAAAUAUGUAAUCGGUUUUGUGAUAACUGGUUCACUUUUAGGUAUAUAUUUUUAUAAUUUAUCCCAAAAACAAAUACAGACAUUUAAACAAACUAACGGUAUUGAAUGUGGAAAUUUAAGAAAAGAUCUUAAAACUUAUACGUUAGAAGAAGUGGGAAAACAUUAUAAUAAAGAAAAUCAUAUUUGGGUAACUUAUAAAGAAGGCGUAUAUGAUAUUACGGAUUUUGUCGAGCAACAUCCUGGUGGUUCUUCUAAAAUCAUGAUGGCAGCUGGAAGCUCGAUAGAACCAUUUUGGUUGAUUUUUGCUAAUCAUAACACACCAGAAAUAUACGCUCUUUUAGAAUCUAUGAGAAUUGGUAAUAUAUCUAAAACAGAUGCCAAGUCUAAUAUUAGCGAUUUAAAUGAUCCAUAUGCGAAAGAACCUUCUCGACAUAGAGCUUUAAAGAUCAAUGGACAUAAGCCAUUUUGUGCAGAAACACCAUCUUCUUUAUUAAUUGAAAGCUUUAAUACACCGGCAGAUCUGUUUUAUGUUAGAAAUCAUCUACCUGUUCCUGAGAUAGAUUUAAAAACUUACACGGUAGAAAUAGCUAUAGAAGAAGAUACAAAAAAAACUAUAGAUUUUGAAGGAAUAAAGAAAUAUCCAAAAUAUACAGUGACAAGUGCUAUAAUGUGUGGUGGAAAUAGACGUUCAGAAAUGGCAGAGGUAAAACCAUUAAAAGGUCUCAGUUGGGGUGUAGGUGCUGUUGGUAAUGCCACUUGGUCUGGAGCACGUUUGUGUGAUAUAUUAAAAGAUUUAGGAAUAAAUGAAGAAGAUUAUGAUCACGUACAGUUUGAAGGUCAUGAUGUAGAUCCAUCGGGAAUGCCAUAUGGCGCAAGUAUUCCUAUUAGUAAAGCCAUGGAUCCUAGGGCAGAUGUAUUAUUGGCAUACGAAAUGAAUGGGCAGCCUAUACCAAAAGAUCAUGGAUUUCCAAUUAGAGUAAUUGUUCCAGGAGUUGUAGGUGCGAGAAAUGUUAAAUGGCUUGACAAAAUAAUUAUUUCUAAGAUAGAGAGUCAAUCACAAUGGCAACAAGGUGAUUAUAAAGCUUUUUCUCCUAAUACUGAUUGGGAUAAUGUAGAUUUUUCAAAAGCACCAGCUAUACAAGAGAUGCCUGUCAUUUCUGCUAUUUGUAAGCCAGAACAAUCAGAACAAGUCAAAAUAAAAGAUGGCAAAAUAGAUGUUAAAGGAUAUGCAUGGUCAGGUGGAGGUCGGAAGAUAAUCAGAGUUGAUGUAACAUGUGAUAAAGGUAAUACUUGGCAUACUGCUGAUCUCAUAAAACAGGAUCUUAAUGCUAAAGAAGGUCGACAUUGGAGUUGGACAUUAUGGAGUAUUAAUCUUCCUGUUGAUACAAAAUUAAAGGAAGUAGAGAUUUGGUCUAAAGCCGUUGAUUCGUCUUAUAACGUUCAACCGGAAACAGUAAAAAAUAUUUGGAAUUUACGUGGUUUCUUAUGUAAUGCAUACCACAGAGUAAAAGUACAAUUAAACUAAUACGUGACAUAGUAGUAUGAUUAUAAGAUAGAAAUUGUCUCUCUAAUUUUUAUGAAAUAAUUAAUACUUCUUUUGUAUUAUACAUGUAUUAUUAAUUAAUAAUUAUUAUAAAAAAUAAUUUCUAUCAAAAUGCUAUGGUCUAAUUUCUUUUGACAGAUUCUCUAAUGUCAUUGUUCAUAUUAUUAUCAGAUUCUCUAAUGUAAUUGUUCAUAAAAUAAUCACUUAUACCCUCUAAAGUUACAUCAUGAUAUUUGUUGUUAUAAACAUCAUAAAGUUCAAAUGUUGAUUUUGAUAUUACAGAUUUACCAAGGAUUAUAGCAUAAGGAUAUCCAAUGUUUCUUACAUACAGUAAACGUUUACCUAUUGUCAAAUCUGUUCUAUCAUCAAGUAUUGCGUCUAUACCUAAUUCACAUAAAAUAUUGUAUAUCUGUUCGAUAUAAGAUGAUGCAGCUUCUUCUUUGCUUCCUUCCUACAACAUGUAUAUAAUAUUAUAAUUUUAUGUCGAUUGAGAUAUCAAUUUUAGCAUUUCUUUUCUUUUUUUUUGAAUAAAUUACCUUCGGUGGUAUGAUACAAACUGUAAAAGGUGCCAAAUUUUUAGGCCACCUUAAUUCUUCAUUAACUGAAAGAAUUUCAACUGCUGCAGCCAUAAUACGACUUAAGCCAAUUCCAAAACAUCCCAUUACAAGAGGUUUUUCUAUAGUUUUAUCUAUAUAAAAUGCAUUUAAUGGUUUUGAAUACUUUGUAUCCAAGAGGAAAGUGUGUCCAAUCUGAAUAUUUAAGAUAAUGUAAUAAAACUUUGAUAUAACAAUAAAUAAUUAAAUUUUA
Vespa velutina is the source of this 3338-nucleotide messenger RNA. It is a transcript of the gene shop, whose product is annotated as sulfite oxidase, mitochondrial. The coding region runs from base 828 to 2513 and encodes 561 amino acids. Gene Ontology annotation, molecular function: molybdenum ion binding; oxidoreductase activity. The transcript is spliced from 7 exons. The record is from RefSeq and is a predicted model, not a curated record. NCBI's taxonomy places the organism in Eukaryota, Metazoa, Arthropoda, Insecta, Hymenoptera, Vespidae. Gene Ontology annotation, cellular component: mitochondrion.